CUCAGCUCGAAGCAAACAGAGGUGAAGGGAGCCAGGUGAGUCAGGACAGCACAGGCAACCAUAGAAUGAUCGAGAUCUGAUCAAUAUGUGUGUGUCUGUGGCGUGCAGCAUCGCGUUGGAUCUGUGAGGAUGUCAUUGUCUGUGAGCAGUCUGUCGGGCCGUGUGGUGGGUCUGUUUGAGGGCCGCAAUGUCUUCACCGAUGGCAGUGGGCUGUACAUCCUGGUGCAGCAGGGGGACGGCGGCCCUCUCGGCGGCGACAGAGAGCGGCGGUUUAUCCGCAAGACCGACUAUGGGCUGAUCAGGCUGUUUGACGAUGUCAACCUGGACCUACGGCAGCUGGCCAGCAGGUAUCUCACACACCGUGAUGGAUGCACUGAAUGGCGGCAUAGGCAGACAUUUGUGUGCCCUCUGCUGUGUGUGUGUCCUUUCGUUGAUCAGUGUGGGUGUGGCCAAUGGCGGCGGCGCCACACUGCGUCAGCGGCAGGAGGGAUCGUCGUCAGCCCCCAACAGCAACGGCGAUGGCUUCAGUGUGAGCCCGUUAGGUAAUCGGUAUCGCAUCGUCACGGAGGGCACCGGGAGAGUGCCGACACUCAACGACCGCGUCAAGGUUGACGACAUCUGGUGGCGGGAUGCAUUCGACAGCCAGAACAAUGCCUUCUUCGAUCGCCGUGGGAAGGUGUGGCUUGCGUCUGAUUGGGUUGGGUGCCUCCGUGAGGCGAUGCUGUCGAUGAGGGAGGGGGAGACGAGGCAAGUCAUCAUACCAGCCGACGACAGAUAUUAUCCCCGCUACGUUCAGCUGCGUUUGGUCAGCAUAGAGUAGGGGAGUGCCCACACACACAGACGGGGGGCGGCUGUGUGUGUCACACACUCAUGUAUGUGGCCG
Vitrella brassicaformis is the source of this 883-nucleotide messenger RNA. NCBI's taxonomy places the organism in Eukaryota, Vitrellaceae. The record is from the annotation of a GenBank genome assembly.